This is a messenger RNA of Cyphellophora attinorum, 1296 nucleotides long. RefSeq lists its product as uncharacterized. Bases 1 to 1296 code for a protein of 431 amino acids. The record is from RefSeq and is a predicted model, not a curated record. The transcript is spliced from 3 exons. Lineage: Eukaryota; Fungi; Ascomycota; Eurotiomycetes; Chaetothyriales; Cyphellophoraceae.
AUGGACACGAUAAACAAGAACUGGAUCGCAGCAAAUCGCUCCGCCGGCUUCUCCGACCAUCCGUCUCAGAAACUUCUAGCACGCCUCCGAUCGGAUCCUGCAAAUCAGGUCAUUAUCAAUCAGGACUCGGAGAAUGAAGACGACGGCUCAAUUGAGGCGGGGUCUCGCGCGACUCAACACGAUAGAGAUAAUGUGAGAUUUACGGAAGAGCAACAAGAUAGUACGAAUGUCGCUACAGCUGGUGCUUGCAUCAAAGAUGGAGCAUUAUCGUCCCCCGAAAUCAGCGUACAGUGCAUGCAGUUCAUUACCGCCAUCGAGAAUCAAGAAUACCAUAUUUCGCCGCGCAGAGCGGAAUUCUCAGCUUGCUUGAAAACCUUCAUUGGCCGGAUACAACAGUGGCAGCCUAUUCCUGCGGCCUCAAGGAUCAGUGGCGAUGUUAUGCUGCUUCUUCACAACGCGUAUCGCUACGGCACAGCUGUCCAGGAACUCAAGCAAUUAGAAGCAGACUACACAGCCUGGUGGCUCAAGAAGCGACCGGGAGGCCGAACGGCGAGCCAGAUCAGGGAAGCACUGAUAUCGGGAAAUCUGCUGCAACUUCAGAUGGGCGACAACCCCGACGAGGCCAUGCCUCAGCUGCAGAGCAACGAAGAUCCGAUCGCAAUUGCGCCUUGCGUCCAACCCCACCCGCUCGAAGAGAUUCGUGGUCACAACGAAGAUCUGCAAAGUCAAAGUGUCAAUCAAUUAGACAACACUCUCGAAACCAUAACCAAGUCUCUGAGCGCACACAUCCAGGGCGAAAAAGUCGAGCAACCGUUACCUGCUUGGGAACUGCUCCAGAAAGCGACGAGAGUGAACACAUACUACUGUGUUUCGGUGCGCAACGCUCUGGCUGAAGCUGCUGAGAUGCAGACCAAGAUCAUAGAGGAGAUCCAGGAGUCUGGUAGAUACUAUGGCGGUUUCAGAGCCAGAGCUAUGCAGGCACAGAUUCGUCUUGUCAGAAAGGAGGUUGCGAAAUUGCCAGACGUUGGGAAGUAUUGGGACGUACUCCAGCAGAUGAGGCCACUGAUUGAGGAGCCCUUUACCGAGCGCGUACUCGCAGCGUUGAAGGCCCGCAUAACCUUCUUCCAAGGACCACUGGUCAAGCAACGACAGUCGCCCAUAUAUCAGUCCAUGGAAAGCCGCUACACGAGCGAGCUGAACAAACUCAACAAACUCAAGGAUUUCGGUGACCUCACGCUCCAGUUUUAUAUGGAUCUUGUGAUAUUCACAUACAUCACCAUGAAAGACGUCGGAUAA